GCUGGCGCCGGAAGUGGCGCGGAGCUUCUGUCGUGUGGUAACUGCGGCCGCAGUCCCCCGGCCCAGGACCUGCUCACGCGGGCUAUGGGCGAGGCGGGCGCGGGCAGCCUGGGGCCGGGGCAGCGGCGGCGGAGGAAGCUGGUGCUGCACGUGGACGUGAACAACACGGUGGUGGUGGCGGACGCCGUGACUGGGCAGGGCCCGCGCGCCGCCCUCAACGCCUUCCUCAGCGCUGCCGCCUGGGGCCGCCGCGCACCCGACGGUGCGUGGCAGUGGCUGAGCGAGGUGCCGUCGCUGCGGCCGCCCUGCCCCGGUGCCGUGAGCUACAGCUCGGCGCACGGGCGUGACCCGCACUUCGCUGACUCGCCGCAGGGCAGCCGGUUCCAGGGCGUGCUGCGGCAGCACCUGCGGCUGCUGGCGUGGCCGGGGGCGCCCCACGAGGGGCUGUCGGUGCGCGGCGAGGGCGGGCGGCGCUACCACCUGGUGCUGCCCGCCUUCCUGCGCCUGCUGGACACGCUGCACCGUGACGGCCGCCGCUUCGCAGUCGUCUUCCGCACCUUCGGCACCGACCUGCCCUGCGUGCUCCGCGCCCUGCGCUGUGCGCUGCAGGGGCAGCACCCCGGCUUCCCGGCCCUGCGGGGCCUGCCGCUCCCUGUGGACGCCAGUGUGGGGCGGAUCCGCUGCAGCGAGCAGGAGGUGGUGCUGUGCCGGGGCCACACACGGCUCUCGACUCAGGACAACGCGCGGGCGCUGUACAGCUUCUUCAGCGCCGCAGAGGGGCUCAGUGGCUUCCAGGACCACUUCGACUGGUGGGCGAGAAACCACUUCUCCUGCCAGGGUGGGAAGCCCCUGUGGAUUGACCCCCACGACCCUGACGUCCACCACAUCUGCAUCGAUGACAACAUCCGGCUGGAUGAUUCAGACACGAUUGUCUGCCCCCAGGUGUUUUCAGAGCCAGGGGGCAGCUGCCUCAGGCUGGCACCCACUUCAGAGCUGUAUGGUGUGUGCCUGGUGCAGACCGACCUGCUGGAGGCCAUCGCGGACGAGGACUACUUCCUCCGCUGUGUGAGACAGUGUGAGGAGAACUAUGAGCGCUACCUGGCCAGUGCUGGGAGCCAGCUGUAGAACAGCCAGUGAAGGCAC
Molecule: messenger RNA, 1143 nt
Organism: Gavialis gangeticus (Gharial)
Lineage: Eukaryota; Metazoa; Chordata; Crocodylia; Gavialidae
Exons: 7
Coding region: 85-1125 (346 amino acids)
Source: RefSeq, a predicted model, not a curated record